Messenger RNA from Mobula hypostoma (lesser devil ray), 2884 nucleotides. RefSeq names its product transmembrane phosphatase with tensin homology (gene tpte). The transcript is spliced from 20 exons. Gene Ontology annotation, molecular function: phosphatidylinositol-3,4,5-trisphosphate 3-phosphatase activity; monoatomic ion channel activity; protein tyrosine/serine/threonine phosphatase activity. NCBI's taxonomy places the organism in Eukaryota, Metazoa, Chordata, Chondrichthyes, Myliobatiformes, Myliobatidae. Gene Ontology annotation, biological process: monoatomic ion transport; transmembrane transport; regulation of phosphatidylinositol 3-kinase/protein kinase B signal transduction. The coding region runs from base 443 to 1981 and encodes 512 amino acids. Gene Ontology annotation, cellular component: cytosol; plasma membrane; cell projection. The record is from RefSeq and is a predicted model, not a curated record.
GUGGGAGUCUUGGAAAGCAAAAUUAUUUGUCUGUUAAAGGGACUUUGAAUACUUGUUACUUUUGACAAAAAAGUCCAUAGAUCUAUUUCACAAACUAUUUUGCAAUUCACUGCCCAACUUUUCAAAAGAUAACAAGUCUUAACAUGAGAUUUAAUUGUGUUUUGGCAAAAAGGAAAUUAUAAUUCUACAGUAACGUUAUGUAGGUGCACUAAUUAUGAAAGCCGACUGUUGAAGAACCUAACAGAUCUAGAGAUAUCCUUCAGAAAAGGAAAGCUGAGGCCACAACCAGGGCUGUCUUACAUACUAGUCCCGUUUGAAGUUAGACAGAACUAGAAUUGAAUCUAAAACAAAAUUGGUAAAGAACUGUUAUCCACUUUGGCAACAGUAUAUUUUACAGGGUGUCGGUUGUGAAAAUAAAGAGCUGGGUACCAGUGCCUCCAACAUGUCAGCAGUCCGAUACAACCAGGGAUUUGAGUUUGAAGAUGGUUUCAGUGAUGACAUGGAAACCAAAGUGCAAAUAGAUGAUGGGAAAAUGGAAUGUGUUGGACCAGACACCUGGUACAAUCAGAUCAAGAAAAUAAUUGCACCUUAUGUAAUGUCCUUCUGGUUUAGGAUUUUUGGUAUCGUACUUAUAAUUGUUGAUGUUGUUCUUGUUAUUGUGGAUUUGUCAACUGCAAAUAAAAGUAAGCCUUUUAGACACGGAAUUGUAGGUGUGUCGUUGGCUAUAUCGUUCUUCUUCGUUAUUGAUGUUCUCCUGCGAAUCUUCGUGGAAGGGUUCCGUGUGUAUUUUCAUUCCAAGCUUAAUAUCUUGGAUGCUGUUAUUGUGGUGGUGACUCAGGUUAUUACAAUGGUGUAUGCCUUUUCUGAUUUGAGUGGAGCAACUCUCAUUCCCAGGGUGGUGACUGUCUUUCGUGUUCUUCGAGUUGUCAUCUUGGUUAGAAUUUUUCGGCUUGCCUCACAGAAAAAGCAUCUUGAAAAGGCCACAAGACGAAUGGUGUCUGAAAAUAAAAGACGCUAUCAAAAGGAUGGAUUUGACUUGGACCUCACUUACAUUACUGAUCGAGUUAUUGCCAUGUCAUUUCCUUCCUCUGGGAAACAGUCAUUAUACAGAAAUCCAAUCGAGGAAGUUGCAAGAUUUUUUGAUACCAAGCACAAAGAUCACUACAAAGUCUAUAACCUCUGCAGUGAAAAGGGCUACAACCCAAGAUUCUUCCAUUACAGAGUAGAGAGAGUUUUCAUUGAUGACCACAAUGUACCUGCUCUGGAGGACAUGCUGAAAUUUACAGCUAAUGUUCGGGAUUGGAUGGCAGCUGAUGAGAAAAAUGUUAUAGCAAUUCAUUGCAAAGGUGGUAAAGGCAGGACAGGAACAAUGGUCUGUACAUGGUUGAUUGACAGUGAUCAAUUUGAGAAUGCAAAGGAAAGUUUGGAUUACUUUGGUGAGAGAAGAACUGAUACAAGUGUCAGCUCAAAAUUCCAGGGUGUGGAAACUCCAUCCCAGAGCAGAUAUGUUGGCUAUUAUGAAGUAAUGAAAAAUGAGUACAAACGGCAGCCCCCACCUCCAAAGAAACUAAAAAUGAAAAGCAUCAGAAUUUAUUCAAUUCAUGGCGUCGGUAGGAACAAUGGCAGUGACUUGAAGGUUGAAAUUAUUGUGAAGAAGGUGCUUGUAUUUCAGUGUGUUUGUGCAACACAAGAAAAUUGUAAGCUGUUCUUUGAUGCUGGAAGUAACUCUGCAAUAAUUAGCUUGGAGAAUGGGCCUGAAGUGAGUGGUGAUGUUAAAGUCAGAUUUGAAUCUAAUGGGGGCCUACCAAAAGGUUAUGAUGAUUGUCCAUUCUACUUUUGGUUCAACACAUCUUUCAUUGUAAAUAAUAGACUCUGCUUGUCCAGGGAUGAACUUGACAACCCCCACAAGCCAAAAACCUGGAAAAUCUACAGUGAAAAAUUUGCAGUUGAGGUGAAUUUUGAUGAUCCUGAUUCCAGUUAAAAUAGUACCACCUCAGGAACAGAAUAAGCAGAGAACGACUCCAGGCAGUUUGUAAUGUAAAUAUUAUUUUGGGAGUCUGGUACUGCCUUCAGUGGGGAGGAGGGGAGAGACAAUAUAGUGGGAACUUCUACUUGCUGCAAGAUAUUCCAAUUUAAGAACUUUUUGUACUGAAAGGAAAAACUAUUGGAAAAUGGUCAAAGUCAUUGUUCUGGUGUGGCAGCCUACCCUCUUGAUGUCGAACCUUUUUCAGCCUAUUUUUCCUUAAGAUUGCCAGUGUUGUAUUUACCUCAAAGAGGGUUGAUUAUCAAUGAUCCCAGGACUGGAUUAGAUUUUUUUAAAAAAAAAACUUUGAUAUUUUUACCUGUCCAGUGCUUUCUUUUCUGACGAAUAUGAACAAUCAGCAAUGUAACAACAGCAUUAAUAAAAUGCAAUUUUCCCCCCUGCCCCUCACCCUUUAAGCGAUUUUAAAAAUGUUUUGAUUUGUCCUCUGACACUUCAGGCGCCUGAAUGUAUUUUAUCCAUCACUGUGCUGUAUUUGGGCAAAAGAUUCCAACCACAGCACUGCACCUGUGGAUAGGAAAGGAGCAAGAAGCCUGCACAGUACAGGCAGCAAUGUAAUUAUCCUACUAACUGUGAUCUAACUGUUUAUAUUUGCUUAAUGAAGUGGUAUUUCUGUCUGCUACAAACCUUGAGCCUAGGUCACAUUCAAUGGAACUUUGUAAAUUUCUUGUCUGAUUUCUAGCAAACAAAAACAUGAUUGUAGUAUGGGUGAUAAUGUUUGUUCAACUGUUAUAAAAAUGCAUCUACCACUGUAGAGUUCUUGAAUUUCUCAAUAAAUAGUAAAAUACAGAUUUCUUAGUUUGAGAUUUCUCCUAGCCAUUGUAGCAGCUAUUAAUUGAUAUU